AUGUAUGCAAGGAUUAGUACUCCUGUCAGCGACCUUGACCCAGGCACCGGCAACAAAGACCCAGGCACCGCCGGACAGAGAGGAGCAGGAGGAGGAACCGACAUAAAGGUGCGAGAGAACGGGGAACAGGGAGAAGAAGUGACGGAGAGAGGAGCGAGGGAGCGGAGCGCAGGAGGAGGAACUGAUAUGGCACCAGGAGGAACAGAAUCUGAACAAGGUUCUGAUUUGAGGAUUGUUUUGCUGGGCAAGACAGGAUGUGGAAAAAGUGCAACAGGAAACUCUAUCCUGGGCAGAAAUGCGUUUAAAGUCGAUAACUUACCCGUCUCUGUAACCAAACAAUGCGAGAGCCACAGAGGAACCAGAGAGGGGAGGGACAUCUUUGUGAUUGACACGCCUGGAAUCUUUGGGCAUUUCCUUUCCGAAGAUCAACUGAAAGCUGAAAUGGCAAAAUGCCUCGCUCUCUCUGUUCCCGGCCCUCACGUGCUCCUCCUGCUGGUCAGACUGGGGAAGUACACCCAGGAGGACACAGAAUGUGUGAACUGGAUCUGGAGAAACUUCGGCCAGGACGUCGGCCUUUAUUCCAUUUUGCUUUUCACCGGCGGAGAUCAGCUGGAGGGGAAAACGGUGGAGGAGUUUGCGUCUCACAGCGCGGAGCUGCGGAAACUCCUGGACGCGUGCGGGGGUCGCUAUCACGUGUUCGACAACACGGAGAGAGCGGAUGAAAGUCAAGCGAAGGCGCUAUUGGAGAAAAUCGAGGAAAUGCUGAAGGUGAACAGAGGACAGCUGUACACGGCUGAGAUGUAUCAUGACAUCCAGAGAAAGCUAAGAGAGGAGGAGGAGAGGAGGAGACAGGCGGAGAGAGAAAGACAGGAGGAGAGAAAACGACAGGAAGAGAGAGUGAGACUGGAGGUUAGGAAGAGACUGGAGGAGAGGAGACGACUUGAAGAAAGAGUGGACAUAAUGACGAUUGGGAUACUGGUCGCUAUGUUUGCCACGGCUCUGUCCGUCACAGCCGCAGUGGUCCGACCCUAG
Molecule: messenger RNA, 1032 nt
Organism: Chanos chanos (milkfish)
Lineage: Eukaryota; Metazoa; Chordata; Actinopteri; Gonorynchiformes; Chanidae
Product: GTPase IMAP family member 7-like
Exons: 3
Coding region: 1-1032 (343 amino acids)
Molecular function (GO): GTP binding
Source: RefSeq, a predicted model, not a curated record